Neolamprologus brichardi is the source of this 1572-nucleotide messenger RNA. It is a transcript of the gene irg1l, whose product is annotated as immunoresponsive gene 1, like. Gene Ontology annotation, biological process: defense response. Gene Ontology annotation, cellular component: mitochondrion. The record is from RefSeq and is a predicted model, not a curated record. Lineage: Eukaryota; Metazoa; Chordata; Actinopteri; Cichliformes; Cichlidae. Gene Ontology annotation, molecular function: aconitate decarboxylase activity.
ACAAAGUGCUGCUGGUAAAACUGCUGCAUUGAGAAGAAAGAGAAAGAAGGACAGUCAACUUGACAGAAACACCAGACUGGAACCAUGAUUUCAACUGUAAAGAAAGCCAUUAGACCUGUGUGGGCUGCCAGAGCAAUCCAUAAAUCUGCAGUGGAAGUCUUGAAGCAGCCAGCGCCCGAGGACACAGUCACAGCCAGUUUUGGGAAGUUUAUCAGUGAAAUUAAGCCCCAGCAUCUAUCCCCUGUAGUGCUGCACCGCAGUAAAAGAAUGGUGCUGGACAGCAUUGGAGUUGGGCUGAUCGGAAGCACAACAGAUGUGUUUGAACUGGCCCUCCAGCACUGCCAGAACAUGUACGCUCCCGGUGACACCAGCUCUGUGUAUGGACACAGGGGCAUCAGACUCUCCCCGAUACUGGCAGCUUUUGUCAAUGGAGUGGCGACUCACUCCAUGGACUUUGAUGAUACAUGGCACCCUGCCACUCACCCCUCCGGAGCUGUCCUUCCUGCUGUGUUAGCUCUCAGUGACAUGAUGCCAGCUAACAAUAAGCCCAGUGGCCUGGACUUCUUGCUGGCUUUCAAUGUUGGCAUUGAGAUUCAAGGCCGACUACUGAGGUUCUCUAAUGAGGCCCACAAUAUCCCCAAGAGGUUCCACCCUCCUAGUGUGGUAGGCACCAUGGGAAGUGCUGCUGCGUGUGCAUGCCUCUUAUCUCUGGACCCCAUCCAGAGCAGUCAUGCAUUGGCUAUAGCUGCUUCUCUAGCAGGAGCCCCAAUGGCUAAUGCUGCCACUCAGUCCAAACCCCUCCACAUUGGCAAUGCCUCCCGUUUGGGCCUAGAAGCAGCUCUGCUGGCUUCCAGAGGCUUAGAGGCAAGUCCUUUGGUCCUAGAUGCUGUUGCAGGGGUAGCCGGCUUCAGUGCUUUUUAUGAAGAUUAUGUACCACAGCCUUUACAAUCACCCGGUAAUGACAGCCAUAUGUUCCUGCUGGAGGAACAGGACAUUGGUUUCAAACGCUUCCCUGCUCAUCUGGGGAUGCACUGGGUGGCGGAUGCUGCAGCCUCAGUCCAUAAGGUUCUCGUUGGAGUUGGCCCUGGCACUGUCUCCCCAGCUCAGGUGGAGGACAUCCUGCUCAGAGUCCCCAAAUCGAAGUACAUAAACAGACCUUUCCCAGAGUCUGAGCACGAGGCACGCCACUCCUUCCAGUUCAAUGCUUGCACUGCUCUCCUGGAUGGAGAAGUGACUGUGCAGUCCUUCACCCCCGCUGCCAUGAGCCGCCCUGACCUGCACGCUCUGCUGAGCCGUGUUCGCCUGGAGCAUCCCAAUGACAACCCCGCUAAUUUCAACCGCAUGUACGGUGAAGUCCAGCUAACCCUGGUUGGGGGCGACACUGUGAAGGGACGCUGCAACACCUUCUACGGUCACUGGCGCAAUCCACUGUCCAACGACAGCCUGAGGAAGAAGUUCAGGAGCAACGCAGAGGUGGCGCUUCCCUCAGAGAAGGUCGAGCGGCUGAUUGAAGUGGUGGAGGACCUGGACCAGCUCAGGGACUGCAGGAACCUUCUCUCACAACUGCAAUAG